GAAGUAUGUAAAAAGGAGGAAAAGAAGCGAGACUCUGGGCUUGGGGAAAAACACGAUGAAGAGUUAAGGAAGAAGGGCCGCAAACAGCGGCUGCUGCUGCUGGAGCUCCCGGAUUCCUGAUCCUGACCCCCCGGGUUCUAGCUCCGGGAUUCCUGAUCCUCCGGGUUCUAGCUCCCGGAUUCCUGAUCCUGACCCCCCGGGUUCUAGCUCCGGGAUUCCUGAUCCUCCGGGUUCUAGCUCCCGGAUUCCUGAUCCUGACCCCCCGGGUUCUAGCUCCGGGAUUCCUGAUCCUGACCCCCCGGGUUCUAGCUCCGGGAUUCCUGACCCCCCGGAUUCUAGCUCCCGGAUUCCUGACCCCCCCCCCCGGGUUCUAGCUCCUGGAUUCCUGACCCCCCCCGGGUUCUAGCUCCCAGAUUCCUGACCCCCCCCCCCCCGGGUUCUAGCUCCCGGAUUCCUGAUCCUGACCCCCCGGGUUCUAGCUCUGGAUUCCUGACCGCCCCCCCCGGGUUCUAGCUCCCGGAUUCCUGACCCCCCGGGUUCUAGCUCUCGGAUUCCUAAUCCCCGGGUUCUAGCUCCCGGGAGUCCGGAGCUGGAGUUGCAGCAGCGGCCAUGGAGGAGUUAGCAGCGGCGGCGAAGGCCGAGGGGCCACCCAGAGCGGAGCGGGCGGCGGUUGCAGCAGCGAACGGGGAAGCGGGGACGGUGAGCCAGGACCCGGUCAUUUACUUCGUCCGGGGCCGGGCAGCAGGCGGCCCUCCCGGGCAGGAGCAGGAGGAAGAGGCCGAGCAGCUCCAGUUCGGAACCGUGUCCGUGCCGGCCUCCCCCUGCCCAAGCUCCAUCAGUAACAGUGACUCCAGGCCGCGGGGAGACUCUUGGGAGGAUUUAACAGUUUGGGUGGAUCAGAUACUUGAGGAAGCAGCAGACCCCAAAGAUCCCAUUGCGAUUGAACGGUUGAACUUGAUGAACAUGGCAAAACUCAGCAUCAAGGGUCUCAUUGAAUCGGCGUUAAACCUGGGACGGUCGCUGGAUUCUGACUACGCCCCUCUGCAGCAGUUCUUUGUGGUGAUGGAACACUGCCUGAAACAUGGCCUUAAAGUUAAGAAAACAUUCCUGGGGCAGAACAAGUCAUUUUGGGGAGCGUUGGAGGUGGUGGAGAAACUGUGCCCGGAAGCCAGUGAAAUCACAGUCAGCGUGAAAGACCUGCCUGGUCUGAAGACUCCGGUUGGCAGAGGGAGAGCAUGGUUACGUCUGGCUCUGAUGCAGAAGAAGCUGUCAGAUUAUAUGAAGGCGUUAAUUAAUCGGAAGGAUCUGCUCAGUGAGUUUUACGAAACCAACGCUCUGAUGAUGGAAGAGGAAGGAGCAGUGAUCGCUGGGCUCCUGGUUGGGCUGAAUGUCAUUGAUGUCAAUCUUUGUAUGAAGGGUGAAGACCUCGAUACACAGGUGGGAGUGAUCGACUUCUCGCUGUAUUUGAAGGACGGGGCCCACAGCAGUAAAAGUGCCGAGGGGGAUGGGCAAAUUACUGCCAUUUUGGAUCAGAAAAACUACGUGGAAGAACUUAAUCGACACCUAAGUGCAACUGUAAAUAAUCUACAAGCAAAAGUGGAUGCGUUGGAGAAAUCGAACACAAAGCUUACCGAAGAGCUCGCUGUAGCAAACAACCGAAUCAUCACCUUGCAGGAAGAGACGGAACGAAUUAAACAGGAAAAUGCCUUCUACUCCGACUCGACUCGGAAGAAGAUGGAAGUGGGGAAGCCAGAUGGGAAUGCGGAGGGACAGGUUCCGAGACCCCCUCGCCAGGGGACAGAUGAUGUCCACACUGAGACCAGGAAACAACUGAAGGAGGAGACACAGCUCCGUCUGGAUGUUGAGAAAGAGUUGGAGGUUCAGAUUGGUAUGAAGCAAGAGAUGGAACUAGCUAUGAAAAUGCUGGAAAAAGACAUCUGUGACAAACAAGACGUGUUGGUAACAUUCCGGCAACAGCUGGACGAUGUCCAGGCUCUCAACCAUGAACUGUCCCAAAAACUUCAGGGCUCUGAUAAUGUGAUUAGACAGAAGAAUGAAAUCAUUACUCGUUUGGAGGAGAAAGCGAAUCAGAUGAGCUGUACAAUUAAACAGCUGGAGCGAAGAUUGCAACAGACGCAACACAACUGGCAGUUGGCUGAGGAAGCCAACUAUCUCUUCAAGCAGGAGUUUGGGGAGAAGAUCAUCAGUCUCCAGAAUGAAGUGGAACAACUCACAAAGCAACGUUCCCAGUUGGAAACUUGUUUGAAGGAGCAGAGAUUGGGUUUACACAAUGAUUCCAUUUGUGAUAACGAUGUAGAACAAGUCCAGAGAAAUCUGCAACAAAUGGCCAAUAUGCAGAAGGAAUUGGAACAACUUCGGGAAGCAAACAAGAGACUCCAGGAAGUAGGAAAGAAUAAACCUUCCAAUGGAAUGCACCAACGCAGGAGGUCAAGCACACACACAGUGACAGAAGCAGAAAAGGAACCUGACUGGUCAGUACUGGAAAAGCAGAAUACAAUUUGCAAACUCUGCCAAGAGGAAGCCUCAGUGACCAGGGAGAAGAAACGCUGCAGCAAUUGCCUUACCAUCGUGUGCAGUCAGUGCGCCGUCAAUGAGCUGCCGCUACCUUCCUCCAUCCAGCCUGUGAGAGUGUGCAACCCUUGCCACGGAGCCUUAUUACAGCAGUACUCGACAACAUUGCCACCCUGACCCACCCACGCGCACACACACACACACAUAAUUGAUCAACCGACAGCUGUUGAUUGAGUGAGUGCGGGGACAAUUGAGGCACCUCUCAGCUUUUGUCUUUCUCAUGAGAUUAACGCACAAAUUUGUGUAAAUUCCACAUUUCCCCCUUCUCCCCCUCCCCAAAAAAAACCUUUGUUUUGAUACAGUUCUGAGUGAUGCAGUUGCAUGCUCAUUCAUGCUAAUGGUAAACUCUCUCUCUUUUAGUGAGACAGUCUACUGAUGACCAGCAGUAAUUGUGUACUGCAAGGUGCUAAAAAUAUCUGAAAUCCCUCCAACAUUCAGCUGCUUAACCUUUGUCUAAGGAUGAGGAGACAGUGGAUUGUCUCAUUAGUGUCAUCAAAGUGCCCCCUUUUUAAAUAAGGAAGCAAUUAACUUAAAGGGAAACAAAUAACUUAAAUGUCUAUUGUCAGUGCCCAUCAACUGACCUCAGUCUGUUAAGGUGACCUUCAUUAAAAAUAAGAGACUAGAUACUCACUUUCUGGGGCUAUUGGGAGCAUCUAUUUGGCAGAGUGGCAGAAGCAGCAAUCGGAACAGUCCAGCUCGACCUUGGACUGUAAAGACUUGAUACAGAAGACUGCCUCCUCUCUCUCCAUCUUGGGGUUGUAGCAUCGAGAAGGCUAUAGCUACCCCAUUGAAACCAGCAGCGCUUUUUGGGAAUUGUGUUCCUGUAUUUCUUUCUCAGAUCAACACUGAUUUAAGGAGUGUUCUACAAUUGUAACUUAUGAUUUUGCACAUCAGGGAGAACAAAUGUUUGUCAAUCUCCAAGACUGUACCCAGCCACAAGGUUAGAGCUGGGAGAUGCCAGCUGGAAUAAAGCGACAGUUGUCAAAUUUGUUCUUGCCACGUGGAGUAGAUUCACAGAAAAUUUCGAAGGCUAUACCUGGAAUCACAUUUAACACAACGUGCUUCAAUGUGUGGCUCAAACCAAAAGCAGAAGGUAUUUAUUUAUGUGGCUAACGUUUGUUUUCCAGGGUAGUCUCACAGUUUUAAGAAGUGAAUGUACUAGGACUGUUUAUUAUAAGAUUAAAACUUGUUUGAUUUAGUGAUAUUUACAGUCAUUGGAAAUCCAGCCAUUAUUAAAUAGGUAGUAUAAUCUAAGAUGAGAACAACAUUCUUAAUUUUAAUGUCAGUGUAAAAGAUGACUCUUUAUAUUUUUAAUGUGACAAUUGUUGCAUUAACAUCUCUCAAAGAAAUGUGAGUUGUAUUGUGGGGCUGGAGUCCUGUUCAGUAUAAAACACCCCUGUGGAACCUUGGUGCAUUUAUUGUCGAGGUUUAACUGCGCCUCCUGAUGUUGUCAUUAUCUGAAAUAGUGUUUGAACAAAUGUUUAAUUGUGCACGAACCUGCGACUGUCCAGGGUUUUAAAACAAAACACCCCCUUCCAAUCCAAAAUCAAGAUGGUUAUAUAAGUACUUGGUUAAAAUUCAGUCAUGGGAUGUCAGGGCCAGUAUUUAUCCCUAUCCACUGCCUUCAAGGGGUGAUUUAUUUUCUUGACUAACUACAGUCCACCCCUGAACUUGUCUCUGCAAUAGAUUGGUCAGAUGGCAGCAGCAUGCAACUGAGUGCAGCAUUUAUCUAGCCCCGAACAGCCUGCUGUUGAACUCAUUAUUCAUAUUAUAAGCAUUUUACAGAUGUUACAAACCUAUUUAGACCGCCUGUUCUCUCCCAGCAUCCCCCACUUGAAAGCACAAGGGAACAUUUUUAUCCAAGCAUGUCUCUUCUUCCCCCUACGUUUGGAUGUUUCAGUUUACAUUCUGGAAUUGCCUUUCUUACACUUUGUUAGAAGUAUAGCCAUCGGCUAACUUGAAUACCAACGUGUCCACAAUGGGGGUCUGUAUCUGUGCUGGAAGAACUCUUGACUCCACCUUGAGAACUGCAGAAGGGAUACUCUCUGCACUGUCGCCUACACUGAGUAUAAUUACUGUUUUUGAAAAGACUUUUAAGAGUUUCAGGUCUGAAAUCUUUCAAAUACAAUCCUGUGAAGUUAUGUUUAUGAUUGCAGAUGCUUGA
Molecule: messenger RNA, 4756 nt
Organism: Hemiscyllium ocellatum (epaulette shark)
Lineage: Eukaryota; Metazoa; Chordata; Chondrichthyes; Orectolobiformes; Hemiscylliidae
Gene: rufy3
Product: RUN and FYVE domain containing 3
Exons: 19
Coding region: 610-2709 (699 amino acids)
Biological process (GO): regulation of axonogenesis
Cellular component (GO): cytoplasm
Molecular function (GO): metal ion binding
Source: RefSeq, a predicted model, not a curated record